Molecule: messenger RNA, 2925 nt
Organism: Mangifera indica (mango)
Lineage: Eukaryota; Viridiplantae; Streptophyta; Magnoliopsida; Sapindales; Anacardiaceae
Product: mitogen-activated protein kinase 15
Exons: 11
Coding region: 744-2426 (560 amino acids)
Biological process (GO): protein phosphorylation; intracellular signal transduction
Cellular component (GO): nucleus; cytoplasm
Molecular function (GO): MAP kinase activity; ATP binding
Source: RefSeq, a predicted model, not a curated record
UCUUUCUGUUUCAGAAGAAAAAAUUUCAAGUCGAAAUAAAUACAGUGCAGAGCCCACGUCGAUUUUCCAUUCUCCAUUCCUCUUAAGAUCCAAACGCUCAAACCCCUUUCAGAAAGCAUUUCGUGUUUCCAUUUUACUUCUGAUAAAACAAAGACUCUCUCAAAACUCGAAAAUAUUUUUCAUUUAUAUUUCUUUUCUCACAACACAAAGUACUAGUUUUUAUCGAUUUCUUAGAUUCAUCAAAUUUUAGUUUUUUCCGCUAAAUGCAAUUCUUCUUAUUCUGCAAACUUCCUUUUAAAGCUACAUUUUUUAGAUGCCUCCUUCACAAUUGAUUCCUUUUUGGUAAAGCAAAAUUUGGGUUGCUGUUCCUUAUUUGUAUUCUAAACUCUAAAGUUUUUUGCUUUAGCCGCAAACUAAUCGUUUAUGUUCCAUUCUUUCUAAACUUCUCUUUUGCUUUCUAAUUAAAAAAAAAAAAAAUCUUCAUUUUAGCAUUUGAGUGAUUUUUGUUUAGUUUUGGCUUCUGGAUAUUUUUGUUUUGGUGGAAUUGGUUUUUGGUUAUCUGGGUGUUUGUGAUCUUGUGGUUUGAGUUGCAGUUGAAGUUUAACUUGUUGACUUAUUUGCUUUGAAGAGUUUUCAUGCUUUGUUGUUAAGAUGCAGCCUGAUCAAAGAAAAAAGAGAAUGUAGACCAGAUACUUCUGUUGUUCUUAUACUUAUAUUGAGGUGUCGGCAAAAGCAAAUCCUUGAUGAUGAGGGAUGGAAAAAGGUCAUCUGCAGAUGUGGACUUCUUCACAGAAUAUGGUGAGGGGAGCAGAUACAAAAUAGAGGAAGUGAUCGGUAAAGGAAGCUAUGGUGUUGUUUGCUCUGCAUAUGAUACACAUACUGGAGAAAAGGUUGCAAUUAAAAAAAUCAAUGAUAUCUUCGAGCAUGUCUCUGAUGCCACUCGCAUCCUUCGUGAGAUUAAACUUCUUAGACUCUUGCGUCAUCCGGACAUUGUCGAGAUCAAGCACAUCCUGUUACCUCCUUCUAGACGGGAAUUCAAAGAUAUAUAUGUUGUUUUUGAACUCAUGGAAUCUGAUUUACACCAGGUUAUUAAAGCAAAUGAUGAUUUGACUCCAGAACACUACCAAUUUUUUCUUUAUCAGCUUCUGCGAGGUCUUAAGUACAUCCAUACAGCAAAUGUCUUUCAUCGGGACCUGAAGCCCAAGAAUAUCUUAGCAAAUGCGGACUGUAAACUCAAGAUCUGUGACUUUGGUCUUGCAAGAGUAGCUUUCAGUGAUACUCCAACUGCUAUUUUUUGGACAGAUUAUGUUGCAACAAGGUGGUACAGGGCUCCUGAAUUGUGUGGAUCAUUUUUCUCAAAGUAUACACCAGCAAUUGAUAUAUGGAGCAUUGGUUGUAUCUUUGCUGAACUUUUAACUGGGAAGCCUCUUUUCCCUGGAAAAAAUGUUGUUCAUCAAUUAGACCUCAUGACCGAUCUGCUUGGAACUCCAUCUGCUGAAGCCAUUGCCAGGGUAAGAAAUGAGAAAGCUCGGAGAUACUUGAGCAGCAUGCGGAGGAAAAAGCCCAUUCCUUUCUCUCAGAAGUUCCCUAAUACCAAUCCCCUCGCACUUAAUUUAUUAGAAAAAAUGUUGGCAUUUGAACCCAAGGAUCGACCUUCAGCAGAAGAGGCCCUUGCUGAUCCAUAUUUCAAGGGUUUAGCCAAGGUUGAGAGAGAGCCUUCUGCUCAACCAGUUACCAAGAUGGAAUUUGAAUUUGAGAGACGAAGGAUUACAAAGGAAGAUGUAAGGGAGCUUAUAUACCGAGAAAUUCUUGAAUACCAUCCUAAAAUGUUGAAAGAGUACUUAGAAGGUUCGGAUCCAACAGGCUUCAUGUAUCCAAGUGCUGUUGAUCAUUUCAAAAAGCAAUUUGCUUACCUUGAGGAGCACUAUGGAAAUGGCGCUACUGUUGCUCCACCCGAGAGGCAACAUGCAUCAUUACCCAGGCCAUGCGUAUUGUACUCUGAUAAACCAGUACAGAACACUGUAGAGGUCACAGAUAAUCUUUACAAGUGUUCGAUCAAAGAAUUUGAAAAGCCACCUUUAAAUAGAACUUCUGGGAUACCUAUGACAAGGCUCCCUCUUCAAGUUGCUCAAAGUACCCAAGCAGUUGCUGCAAGACCUGGGAAAGUUGUCAGUUCAGUAUUGCGCUAUAACAAUUGUGGAGCUGCAGUGGCAGCAGAGGCUCUUGAUCAGCGAAGGGUGGCUAGGAAUGCUGCUGUCUCUUCUCAAUAUCCUGCUAGUUCAUAUCAAAGAAGAAAUCCUGUAUGUAAAAAUGACUCUGCUGAUGAUGAAUCCGUUGAAAGGUCCAACGGUUUGCAGCCAAAGCCUCAUUACAUGGCACGCAAGCUUGCUGCUGCUCAAGGUGGUUCUGGAAGUAACUGGUAUUGACUCCAUGUCGUGUUCUUCUUCUUGUAGAUUCUAUUGCCUACAGUCAGCUGAUGAUGGUGGUUACAUAUCGCUGCAGAUUAAUGUGCUCUCAAUUAAGUAUCUCAAUAUUCCAAUGGUAUGUUUUACCAGCACAGGCCUGCAGGUACUGAAGUUUGGAACUCUAUGUUGCAGAAAGCUCUCUAGUUGUAAUUUAUAGCACUAACUAGAAAGGUGGAAGGGUAAUUUCAUGCGCCACUGCCCACGACCCUGUUCUUGUAUGAUGAAAACUAUAACCAAGACACAAGGCAUGUCCUCAUGAAUGAGGAAAAGGCAAGCAAUUCCUUGAGCAACCAAGUUCUCUGUAUUCUCCUAAAUCUUUUCAGACUAGAAUUAAGUUAUUACCACUUUGUUCUCCAUGUCUUGUUUAGGUUAUCUUGGGCCAUAACUGUUAAUUGUUGUAUCCUUUUUAUGUACUUUCUCAACUUGAAAGAAUUGCGUCUGUUUUUGCUCCUCUUUCACA